AUGACUCAGCACACAGACGGGUGGAAGUUACUAAACGUGACUCAGCAGCUUUUCCUCCACUCUGUGAGCGACAUGAAGACAAAGAGGGAGAUAAAGGAAGUUAAAACAGUUGGUUAUAGUGGAACAGCAGAGGCAAAGAGGGUCCUCACAGAGGAGGUAGAGAAGGAGCUUGCAGACCAUAUCAAGAAGCUGGCUGAACAGUUCCACGGCCUUACUCCAAAGAAAUGCUGUGAACUGGCAUUGGAAUUGGCAGAAAGAACAACCUUCCUGUCCCCAACAACUGGAAAGAGCAGGAUGGAUGGUGAUGGUGAUGGUGAAGCGGGCCCAGUGAGUGGAGGCAGCCAGAGAGAGAAGAAAGACUUAAAGAUGGAUGUGGAGGAUCUGGAGGAACCAGAUUCAGAUUGUGAGGGAUGUAGGACCAAGAGGCUUUACAAGGUGGACUCUGGGCCUGCACUGGCAAGUCCAAGCUCCAUAUUAGAGUACUGGGUGCACAGCAUGGCAGACUGUCCUGUAACCAGGACUAUCAUCACCCCUCCUGCCACUCCAGUAACCCACAGGCCUCAUCCAUUCAUACCUGUUCCUAGUUCAGUUACAGCUAUGGCUUCUACCGUGAGCUCUGUAGUUAACCCCAUGGUGUCCAGCCCCAUGACUGACAUCUGUAAUCCCAUCAGUUCUAUGUGCAACCCCACCAGUUCAGCCUGGGACACUCUCAGAUCCACAUCCAGGAUUCCUGCUUGCUCCGGCCGGGAUCCUGUCAGUGCUGCAGCUCACCUGCACCUGUUGGGAGAAUCCUUGUCCCUGAUUGGACACCAUCUUCAGGAGACAGAUGUGAAAAAUGGUGAGCAUGUCGAGCAGCUUGUCUCUGCUCUUGGACUCUCUGCUGUGCGCCCUGGCUCCUCUACUCUGCCUCACCGCACAGAUACCAGAGCUGAGGAGCAGCACGCAACACACACUGCCAUGAGUGAACACUUGAGCGGGAGCUACUACGGGUCCUCGCCCCCAGAGCUGAGACUCGCUCUUCUGGGAAACAUUGGAUGUGGAAAGACGUCUUCUGGGGACACUAUCCUGGGCCAGCUGUCCCGCGUCUCUCCCAAUGCCUCCAGGAGCUGCCAGCUGCGACAGGGCAUCUCUGAGGGCAGGAGCCUGACUGUGAUGGAGGCGCCGAGAUGGUACUGGACCGGCGGCAAGAUGGAAGACAGUGUCAGGAUGGAGACGCAGCGGGGGAUGACGCUGGUAGCGCCGGGCCCACAUGCUAUUUUGCUGCUGGUGCCUGUUAGCCAAUUCACAGAGAUGGAGGGUCGUGUGCCUGCAGAGCUGGAGGAGGUGUUUGGGGACGAGGUGCUAAAUCACACCAUGGUCUUGCUGACCUGUGGGGACUACUUGAUGGGAAGAACAGCGGAGGAAUACCUGCAGAAAGAACACCCAGGCCUGAGGCAGGUAAUUGAGCGCUGUGGGGGGAGGUACCAUGUCAUCAAUAAUCGUCAGCGGCAGGACAGGGAGCAGGUCCAGGAGCUGCUGGAGAAGGUGGACAAUAUGGUGAAGACAAACGGGGUAUACUACAUGAAAACAGCCCAGGAGAGAGAGCUGGAGAAACGAGUGAGAGACCGAAAGCGAGAACUUAUGGAAAGUUACAGAGCUCAGAAGGAGGAGAGAAUGCACAUCUCAAACACAGAAACACGGAGGAGUAUCGAUAGAGGAGAGGAGUACAGCACCGCCUCAGAGAGGACGAGGAGAGAAGAGAGGGAUGAGGUGGAGGGAAGUGUGGGUGUGAGCCAAAGAUCUAACGGGCUUCAUUCAACUUCAGCUCCAAAGGAACAGUCAUAUUCAGAGCCGCAUGACAACAUGCGGGUGAACAGGCCACCCAGUUUCAGACUAAACGCAGAUGGAGCUGUACUCUCACAAAUGUCUGAGCAAAUGUCUCCGAAAGUGGUCACUACUUUUCACCACAGAAUGAACAGCUUUGAAGAGAAAUCCCCUGAGGCGUCUCCAAAGCCCUCUCCUCAUUCACCCGUCUUCACCUCUUUCACCUCCUCACCAACCUUUGCCUCCUCUUCCUCCUCUUCCACCACUUUCACCUCAUCCUCCUCUCCCACCACUUUCACCUCAUCCUCCUCUCCCACCACUUUCUCUUCAUCCUCCUCUUCCACCACUUUCACCUCAUCCUCCUCUCCCACCACUUUCUCUUCAUCCUCCUCUUCCACCGCUUUCACCUCAUCCACCUCUUCCACUGCUUUCACCUCAUCCACCUCUUUCCCCUCAUCCACCUCUUCCACCGCUUUCCCCUCAUCCACCUCUUCCACCGCUUUCACCUCAUCCACCUCUUUCCCCUCAUCCACCUCUUCCACCGCUUUCCCCUCAUCCUCCUCUCCCACCACUUUCUCUUCAUCCUCCUCUUCCACCACUUUCACCUCAUCCACCUCUUCCAACCCUUUCACCUCAUCCACCUCUUUCCCCUCAUCCACCUCUUCCACCGCUUUCCCCUCAUCCUCCUCUUCCACCGCUUUCACCUCAUCUUCCUCUCCCAAUGCUUUGACCUCAUCCUCCUCUCCCACCGCUUUCCCCUCAUCUUCCUCUCCCACUGCUUUGACCUCAUCCUCCUCUCCCACCGCUUUCCCCUCAUCCUCCUCUCCCACCUCAUCCUUCUCUCCUUCCUCAUUUGCCUCAUCCUCCUCAUCUUCUUCAUCCUCUCCGGAGCUGCGUCUGGUGCUGCUCGGCCGAUCUGGAUCAGGGAAGAGUGCAGUUGGCAACAAGAUACUGGGGCGGGAGGAGUUUGAGUCGCGCCCGGACAGCCUCAUAGCAAUCACUCAGGAGUGUGAGAAAAAGAAAGCACUGGUUGAAGGAAGACAGGUGGCAGUGGUGGAUACACCAAACUGGUUCAAUUCAGAGCAAACUCCAGAUGAGGUGCGAGCUCAGAUCUCCUCCUGUGUUGCUCUGUCCAGUCCCGGUCCACACGCCUUCCUCAUGUGCGUCCCCUUAGACCAGCCAGCAAAGACCGAGCUGCAGGCUCUCGGGGCCCUCGAGACUGUCUUUGGCCCGGAGGCGGUCCAGAAACGCACUCUGCUCGUCUUUACGUACGCAGAUAAACUGAUGGAGAGCGGGAAGGCGGGAAAUGACAGCGUGGAAGAAUACAUCGCUGGUCAGCGGGGGGAUUUGAUAAAGCUCGUAGAGAAAUGCGGAGACAGGUUUCAUGUGAUGGAGACGGCAGGAGGUUGGAGGAACAGGAUGAAUGUGGCAGAGCUGCUAGACAAGGUGGAUCAGACAGUGAAGGAAGGUGGAGGACAGUGUUAUUGCCAUCCUGCUUUUCAGGAGGCGGAGAACAGAGUGAGGGAGAGACAGCUUGAGAUAGCACGGGAGAGGAGGAGGGGAAAACUAGAUGAUGAAAGCAUGGAAGAGUUUAGAGAGCUCAGCUCUGAAAGGCGAGUAAAUUAUCCCUACAUGCAGCCUGUGGCUGAAGCAGAAGAGGAAGUGAGAGAGGACGAGAUUGAGGAAACAAGGGAUGAGGCAGAGAUGAGUGUAAGCACGAUGAACCUUGAGAGCCUUCCUGCUAUGACACGUUCCACCAUAUCCCCUUCACUUCUCCAAUCCAUUAUUGAGAAAAUGCAGUCUGGUGCAAAGAUGUUACCCAAACUGUUGUCAGACGGCUCUGUGUUGGUCGGCGAGGGAGCAAAGAAGGUGAAAGGUAGUCCGGUGUGGGGGCAAGUCGGCAGCAAAGCACAAAACGUCCAGAAGAUGGUGGCUGAUAGUUCUGUAUGGGGGAAGGUGGGAUCUGGUGCGGGACAUGUGUCCAAACUAGUAGGAGAUAAGGUGGGAGCCGGUGCUGGACAUGUGUCCAAACUAGUAGGAGAUAGAGCUCCCAAGUCAGUGGUGGAUGGUUCUGCAUGGGUUGGAUCUGGAGCAAAGUCAGUAGCAGCUAGUCCCAUGUGGGGAAAAGUCGGUUCAGGUGCGAAAUCAGGGGCCAUGCUAGUAGCAGACAGGUCCAUGCGUGUCGGAGCUGGAAUCGGAGCCGGGGCAAAGAAUUUGGCACAGAGUCCUAUGUGGGGAAAAGUAGGAUCUGGAGCCAAAUCUGGAGCCAAACUGAUGGCUGAAAGCUCAGUGCGAGUUGGAGCUGGAAUCGGUGCCGGAGCAAAGAAGGUGGCGCAGAGUCCAGUGUGGGGGAAGGUGGGAUCAGGGGCCAAAGCAGGCGCCAAAAUGGUGGCAGACAGCUCAGUGUGGGAGAAAAUUGCAACCAAUGCUAAAAAGGUGCCCAUGGUGGUCAUAGGGGGCGCAUUGCUGGGUCUGGUGCUCGGCGUGGUGUUGGGGGGUGUGAUCGGCGGAGCUGUCGGGGCAGCUGCUGGGUCUGCGGUAACUGAGGUGGGCAGACGAAAAUUUGGCAAGAAAAACACGUUAGAAAAGACAGAUGAAGCUGCAAAGAAUGUGCAGAGAGCAGUGAACGACGGCAUAGACUCUGUCAUUAAACAAGGAGAUAAAAUACUGAAAACUGAAUGAACACCUGAACAGAUCAUGUAUAUAAGAUGUAUAACAAAUGUAAAAACAUUUAGUUGUGAAUUAGUUCUAUCAGAGUGUAUAAUUCAAAAACGGUGGCAGAUGUGUUUUUCAUUUUUAUUAAGACAGAUUGACGAUCUUUAAAACACUUUUCUAUUAGCCUUUCUUUCUUUCUUUCUUUCUUUCUUUCUUUCUAAUAGAAAAUAGACGACAAGUUAAAGGAUUAAUUUCAAAAUACUUCUGUCAAAUUGUAUUAACUAUUUUGUAAACCGAUGCCUUGAGAUGUUUCCAAACAUCAAUAUUAUUCCAUUAUUUGCUUAAGUUUCAUUGCAGCAGCUAAUGAAUGAGGAUGGGUGUGACUUUUUUAUGGUGAACACUAAAUGAUAUGUUCUAGCAAUAUAUACUGUAUGAUAUAGAUGAUAUGAUAUUGCCUUAUAUACUGUUUGCAAGAUUUGUCAAAUUCUCUAAGAAAAUAAAAAUGCACUUUUUAGCCUA
Sebastes umbrosus (honeycomb rockfish) is the source of this 4977-nucleotide messenger RNA. RefSeq lists its product as uncharacterized. Gene Ontology annotation, molecular function: GTP binding. Lineage: Eukaryota; Metazoa; Chordata; Actinopteri; Perciformes; Sebastidae. The coding region runs from base 1 to 4485 and encodes 1494 amino acids. The transcript has 12 exons. The record is from RefSeq and is a predicted model, not a curated record.